This is a messenger RNA of Cyanidioschyzon merolae strain 10D, 657 nucleotides long. Its product is annotated as similar to methyltransferase. Bases 1 to 657 code for a protein of 218 amino acids. The transcript has a single exon. The record is from RefSeq and is a predicted model, not a curated record. Lineage: Eukaryota; Rhodophyta; Bangiophyceae; Cyanidiales; Cyanidiaceae. Gene Ontology annotation, molecular function: S-adenosylmethionine-dependent methyltransferase activity.
AUGACCUGCCGUGACAAUAGCGACCUGUCACCUGAUCAACCGGUAUACUGGCGUGACCGCUGGGAGAAGGGCGUAACACCGUGGGACUGCGGCUGUGCGCACCCGUUACUCGUUCACUUGGCACCACGCUUGCCGUCCGGACGCGCUCUUGUUCCGGGGUGUGGCUCUGGAUACGAUGUGAUUGCGCUGGCUAAGCAGGACCCGGCGCGUCAGGUAACCGGCUUGGAUCUUUCGGAACUCGCGUGCAAACGUGGUGAGUCGAUGCGCGACGAGGCAGGCCUCUCUAGCAAGCAGGUACAGUUCAUCGAAGGUGAUUUUUUCAAAUUCGAUUAUGAAGAGCCCUUUGAUCUCGUGUACGACUAUACCUUCUUCUGCGCGCUGCCUCCGCAUCUGCGCAAGCAAUGGGCAGCUCGCAUGGCGGAGCUCGUGAAGCCAAGCGGCAUCCUGUUCACGCUCAUGUUUCCUGUACGGGAUUCGGGGACGGGCGCGGAAGGAGGACCCCCUUUCUCGGUUUCUCAUGAGGCGUAUGCCUCUGUGCUGGAACCAGCCGGUUUCAAGUUGCUCGAAUGUGGCGACGUUCCAUCUGCGUAUAGACGUCCGAAGACACCCUCACCGGGUGCUGAGCUCUACGGUCUCUGGCAGCGCGUUGGUGCGUAG